Messenger RNA from Trichoderma breve, 1854 nucleotides. RefSeq names its product heterokaryon incompatibility protein (HET) domain-containing protein. The transcript has 4 exons. The record is from RefSeq and is a predicted model, not a curated record. NCBI's taxonomy places the organism in Eukaryota, Fungi, Ascomycota, Sordariomycetes, Hypocreales, Hypocreaceae. Bases 1 to 1854 code for a protein of 617 amino acids.
AUGAAUUACAAGUAUAGUCCCUUGUCCGCCGCAUCUCGCGGUACUUUUUCUAUCCGACUGUUGCACCUUUUGCCAACAUGUAAUUCGCAGCCCGAUGGCUCCUUGAGCUGUCGCCUGGUGGAAACAAAGAUCGUCGAUCGCAGCCUUGACACAUCCGCCUUAUCAUAUACUUGGGGGUUGCCGAUAUUUUCACACUCACUGAAGAUUCUAGACAACAAUGACGAUAAUGGUAUUCUCACCUCUCAACUCUCUUCUAGCCGCGAAAUUCGCAUUACUGAAAACUUGUACGCUGCGCUGCGCUGUUUGAGAAAGCAAACCGAGACGCUCGUCCUAUGGGUAGACGCCGUCUGCAUCGAUCAGAACAACAUAGUAGAACGCAACAGCCAAGUUGCCAAUUUCCCAAAAACUUAUGCUGAAGCCACAAGUGUCCUUGUUUGGCUAGGACCGGACGACGUUCUGAGUCAUGGAAGGCUAUGCCUUGAUUUCUUCACCGAACUUGCUGCUAUCAUCCUCGAAGAUCCGAAUAGUGAGAGUGAGAAUGACCAGCGGUCUUGGAGGAAGAGGUUCAGAAUCAAUCAGAGGUCAUGGUUUAAGCGGCGAUGGAUUAUCCAAGAGGUGGUAUUAGCCAACGAUGUCUGGGUGCAUUAUGGUGCAACGAACAUACAUUGGAAUGCCUUUGAGUUGGCCUUGGUCGAACUAUUUGAGAAUGACAAGGGCGGGUUUAGCGACGAUCACCGUACAAUUCUACGGACAAUGUCGCGAAUUAGGAACGCAGAUGCGAUGCUGAAACGGCAGACACCACUCGACACUCUCGUGGAGUUUGACAGCUUUGAAUGCUCAAAUCCCAGAGAUCGAUUAUACGCGUUAUAUGGCGUGAUGCAACACUGGUUCCCAAACUCGGCGGGCAUGCAAGUCCUCGUUGAAAAUAUUAACUACGGACUACCUAUUCGCGACAUCUUCACGGACUUUGCUAUUCUCAUGAUGAAGCUGAGGGACGACUUUCCUCUUGAUAGCAAUUACAACUCCACCACUCACGUACUGCAACUUGCUGCAGCUAUGCGCCCAACACUGCAGAGAGGUGUAGCAAGUCAAGAUACAGGAAUUCCAUCAUGGGUACCAGAUUGGACUGGAAUAAUGCGCCACAAACCGCUCCACCACUCCCCAGAAAGCAGUGAUGCUUCACGAGGGAUACCCAAACAACAUUUCCAAAUAAUGAACCUCAAAAAUAACAGCCGUGCUCUCGUUGCUGUCGGCCUAGUGCAUGACGUUAUUAAGGCUGUCAUCCCACUGGACAUUCUACCUCUCACUGGAGCUGUUCACAAGGCUAAACAUGCACUGAAUAACUUUCUUUGUUCGAUUGCAACAAGUUUCGACGAAAUAGGCUUCUUUUCUUCUGGCAAUACCGACAUCUACAGUCCUACGGGCCAACACAUUAUCAGCGCCAUCGCUGUGAGUUUGGUGGCUAAUUGGGAACAUACUCCCGCCAACUCUUAUUUUGCGCAAGACGCUCGCUUUCCAGCCCAGUUCUUGGAGCAACUGCGUUCCUCGAGGCAUCAUCUACCCGAGAUUUUGCACAAGUGGCCCGCCUACGUUGAACUCGUCGCUAUUACUAUGCGGGGGCGCAGCUUGGUGCUCACGGGGUCAGGGUACGUUGGCAUAUGUGACACCAAUGUUCGGGCAGGCGAUGUAGUAGCAGCGAAGAGUUGUUCAUCUUUGACUAAUGGAGAAAUACCUACAGAAGAGGCUUUUGAGCUACUAGGAGAUGCGUAUAUCCACGCGCUAAUGAAUGGUGAGGCGGCAGAGGGUUUGGGAAAGAGACUUGAGACUUCACUUCGGAGACUAUAUAUAUUAUGA